AUGGCAAUUAACGUUGAUAUAAUGAAGGCUUAUGAUUCUGUGUCUUGGGGUUUUCUUUUGAAAAUACUCCAAGGUUAUGGUUUUAGUAACUACUGUUUUGGCUUCUACAAGUUAUCUCAAAGGUUGAAUGCUACAGUUCAAAAUGGUAAUUUGGAAUUGUCUCACACUGCUGUGAAGGCAAAUGUGGAUAUUAGUCAUACAUUCUUCGCAGAUGACUUGUUAGUUACUUGCAAGGCUUCCAUUGUUAAUGCCAGAGUUUUAUCUUCCAUCUUUGCAAAUUUUGGAGAUAUUUCUGGCCUAAAGAUUAGUCCACAUAAGAGUAGUAUAAUUUUUUCAAAGGGGGUGAGAAGGAAAAGGGCUGUUUUGCAGCUGUGGCAGUGUAAAGAAGAAUGUUUACCUUUGAAGUACCUGGGAAUUCCCUUGUGUUCUACUAGUAUAAAGAAGGCUCACUAUGUAGCUCUUAUUGACAAGGUAAAGCAAAAGGUUACCUCUUGGAGUGCUAAUUUGCUCUCAAUAACAGGGAAAGUGGAGUUAAUUCGAACUGUUAUUACUCCUCUUUGUUUAUACUGGUGUAGUGUUUUUCAAAUUCCUGUUACUGUACUUAAUCAAAUUCAAAAAGUAUGUAGAGAUUUCAUUGGGGAAGUACGGAGAAUGGGAAAAAGAUGCAUCUUUUGA
Cornus florida is the source of this 675-nucleotide messenger RNA. RefSeq lists its product as uncharacterized. The record is from RefSeq and is a predicted model, not a curated record. NCBI's taxonomy places the organism in Eukaryota, Viridiplantae, Streptophyta, Magnoliopsida, Cornales, Cornaceae. Bases 1 to 675 code for a protein of 224 amino acids. The transcript has 2 exons.